UACUCAACGCGGUUUGGGGUUCAAUGCGUGAUUCACGAGUUCACGUUUACGUUUAUAGUAUUUGUUGGCGCGUUACGAGAGACUUGCGCAGAGAGUGCGGCAGGUAUUGUUCAUAGAGUGACGCCGCCAUGGACGGAGGUAGAAAUGGGACACAGGGUUUCAUUAAAAAAUAUUGAUUUAUAAAAAAAAAUUCAAAAUGUACCCUACGUUAGACCUGUUUGAUUAUUUUUUUUUAUAAAUUGAUGAAAUACGAAACGCUAUCAUUUCUAAGCAUUUUUGCAUUAUUGAGAUAGAAAUUCUUUUAAAUCGUCGUAUAUUUUACUAUAAAAAAUUAAAAGAUUGUCGGUCUAUAAACCGAUAGGUCUUAGUUAGCUGUUUCAGUCAUUGCGAGAAAUUUAGCAGGUUUUUGAAUCAAAAAACUUAUUUAAAAUUCAUUGAUGUAUUUUGCCGAAACAAAUUAAAAAAUUGGCUCUUGGGUCUGAAAUGAAUGUAUUUCAGACAUUUUUUUCGAGCGAUUUAACAGGUUUUUGAACCAAAUUUCUAUAAUAUACAUUUUGCCAAAAAAAUCUAACAAUUUUUUUUUAGGUCUGAAUUACGCUAUUUCAUCUAUUUCCGAGCAACUUUGAACAUUUUCGAGACACUAAAAUGAACGUAUUUUUCCGAAACGAAUUUUGCCAUAUUAUAGUCUACUUUCUGAAAAAAAGUAAAAUUAAGCAAUGGAGUAUGUCUGGUACUGGGGAGUCUCUAAAUUCAGCAAUGAACCUAAUUUCAUCUUCUUUUCUAUCUUAUCAGAUAUUACAUACUCUCUCGCAUUUGAUAAAAUCAAUAUAAAGUAUGUUGUAACACUAUUAUGAUUUAUUUUCAGUUAAAAUCGACGAACAAUGUUUGUUGAAAGCUUUCUUAAUUCUAUUAAAAAACUUUGUUGUUGUUCCUGUGGUCAACAAUUAGAUGAAGAUUUGGAAGACAAUUUCGUGAUAACAGAGAAUGUCAACGAAAGUGUUCUAGAACAAAGUCUUCCUGACCAAAACGUAAUAAACUUUAUACCAGUUACUACACAACAGCUAGUUGGACCUAGAAAACAGCGAGGGCCUCAAGAGCUAGAAGCAGAAACAAAUAGGCAAGAACCAAAACCUCUACCAAAACCUCUAGUUGUUACUGAACAGCCAUCUGUUCGUCGAUUUAAUUAUUUCGUUGAUAAAAAUGUGGACGGAGAUAAUUGUAAAGUGAAACCAGUAGUUUUACCAACAAAACAAUCAGUGGUUCAACAACAAAAAACAGAACACCGUCUGCAGCAAGAUCAAAAUAGUCUUGAGAAUUUGAAAUCCUGGGCAAAAACACUACAAACAUGGGUUCCUGCAACAGAAACAGAAACCGUAGCAGCCAAGCAAGGUAGAGUUCUUCAAGAAAUUCCACAAGUUCAUCAGACAAUAACUGUCCAUGAGGAAGUUCCGGAAAAACCGGCAGAAUUUUAUCGCAGAAAGGCUCUGAAACACUUGAAUAAAAAGCGGCAAUUAUAUCAAAUUGCGCAUCAGUGUAAAAGAAACGGGCAGCUUACUCUUGCUGACCAAUACUUUAAAAGAGCCAAACAGCAAGCAAAACUUGCUGACAAGGCCAAUAAUCAUGCUGCUGCUAUGGUAUUGAAAAAAAACUACGAAAAUCAUCCUUCAAGAGGUACCAUCGAUCUUCAUCACCUUUAUGUGAAAGAAGCUCUCGAAGCGUUAGACAGAUUUCUGGAUGACGAAAUAUUGUUUUUGAGGAACGACUCUUUAAAGAGAAGCUCACUAAGAGUAAUAACAGGACGUGGAAAGCAUAGUACUAAUGGAAUUCCUAAAAUCAAGCCUGCAGUCAUUGCACGACUUGAGGAAAGAAAUUUGAAGUAUAAUGAGAUCAAUGCUGGAUAUUUAAGAGUUGUGAUUUCCAAAAAUUCUGAUUUAGGCAACAAUGCACCUAGAGCUCCACCGUUAAGAUUAUAAUUUUUUUAUAAUAAAUUGUCAAUGUUUUUGUUGCUUACACUAAAAGUGCAUUGUUAGAAACAAUACAAUAUAUAAAAAAACUUAUCGAUUUUAUCAUAAUUAUCUUAUCGUAUUGUAUGUGUUGGAAAAAAUAAGACCUUUGUUCGACUUUUUUGUUCAUUGUUUAUUUAGUGCCUUUUGGAGUGUGAUUGAAAAGUCUUCUUUUCUUUACUUGAAAAGUGUAGAAAUGUGUGACGCCUCAGAAAAAGGACUGGCGAUGUUUGGUGAAGUAAAGAGUGAUUACAGACAAAAGAGUUACAUUCGCCGCUUUUUCGAUUACAUAAUAAAUAGUUUUAAACAAAUUUUUGGAAAAGGAAAUCAGCAAUUAGCAACCAUACGCAAUGAAGGAUUUUUUAAAAUAAAAAUAGGAGAAGAAAUGAUCACUCAACUCUCUGAGAUGUUUUUGGAUUCCAAUUUCAUUAUCCCUUCUGGAUUUGUAACAGUUGUGGAAAUUCCUG
This is a messenger RNA of Tribolium madens (black flour beetle), 2470 nucleotides long. RefSeq lists its product as uncharacterized. Bases 882 to 1973 code for a protein of 363 amino acids. Lineage: Eukaryota; Metazoa; Arthropoda; Insecta; Coleoptera; Tenebrionidae. The record is from RefSeq and is a predicted model, not a curated record. The transcript is spliced from 3 exons.